AUGAAUUAUCUUGAUCAAGUAGACGAAAUUGCUAAUACUCCCUUCCCACCUUGGUUAUUCUCUUCUUUACUUUUGUAUAGAGGUUUAACUACCACCAAACCAAUUGACAUUGUGGGAUCUUCAGGUUCAUCAGCUCAAUUUGCCAAAACAUUAUCGAUUGCUAAACCAACUAAAGCAUCAUGUUUUACCUUUGGAUUAACCCAUUUAAUUGGGGGAUAUAUGAUUUAUGAUUUUGAUAUAGAUAAUGGUGCUGGAUUUACCUUUGCUUGGUCAACAUUAUAUUUAAUUGUUAAUGGAGGGGCUAGUUUCAAAAGUAUCUUUAGUGGUAGGAUUGCUCCCGCUGGACUUUCAUUAUUAGCUUUAGGUAAUGCAGGAAUUUAUGGUAAGAAAUUCUUUUGGCCAUCAAAGAAACUUUUACCAUAA
This is a messenger RNA of Yamadazyma jaroonii, 423 nucleotides long. The record is from the annotation of a GenBank genome assembly. NCBI's taxonomy places the organism in Eukaryota, Fungi, Ascomycota, Pichiomycetes, Serinales, Debaryomycetaceae.